AUGCCUUCGAACUAUGCCCUCCUGCUGAAGGGUAAGAAUGAGCCACUAGUGGUUGAAGAGGUUGCCUUUCCAACUGCGGAGGCUCACCGGAUCGUUGUUCGCACCCGUGCUGUUGCCGUGAAUCAGGCAGACUUCUUCCUCCAGAUGAUGGGUCAAGACCUGUUUCCUUGGCUCGAAUUUCCCGUAGUACUUGGAUUUGAUGUUGCCGGCGAAGUUGUGGCUGUUGGACCCGACGUGGAGGGCUUCCAGCUCGGCGACCACGUUGCUGGUCUGGGAGGCUCCUUCGGGGGCGACUUAAACCCCCGGGGUGCCUUCCAGAACUAUGUCGUGCUGGACGACAACAUGGCUGCAACCAUCCCGGACGCCAUGUCUUACGAGAACAUUGUAGGUUUGCCCGUGACUGUCUCGACUGCCGCUUGUGGUCUGUUCAUGCCAGACUACCUGGACCUGCAGUUCCCGCAGGCCGACCCUUCUGCCCGCAAACAAACAGGCAAGACGAUCUUGGUUUGGGGAGGUGCUACCGGAGUGGGCUGUGCGGCUAUCCAAAUGGGUGUUGCCGCCGGCUACGAGGUAAUUACCACUUGUUCUCCCAAAAAUUACGAAUACGUGCAACGCCUGGGCGCUACCGCCGCUUUCGAUUACCACAGUAGCACCAUAAGUGAUGACUUGAAGGCCGCAUUCACCGGAAAAACCUGCGCAGGAGCAUUGGCUAUUGCUGGAGCAGAUCCAGUUGGAUGCAAAGAAGCUAUCGAUGCCUGUAUCGAGCUCGUGGCUAAUGUCCCGGGCGACAAAGCCGUGGCGCUUGCCAUGCGGCCACCAGAUUCACUGCCGGACGGCAUACGGAUAAAAUUCAUAUUCUGCAGCGACAUCAAGGACAAUGAAGUUGGUGGCCACAUAUUCAACACCUAUCUACCUGAGGCCCUCUCUAAUGGCAGCUUUGUACCAGCACCGAAACACGAGGUCGUUGGCAGCGGGCUCGAAGCAAUCGAGGGUGCUCUUGAACAGCUGAAGAAGGGAGUGUCCGCCAAGAAACUCGUCGUGUCCAUUUGA
This is a messenger RNA of Kuraishia capsulata CBS 1993, 1050 nucleotides long. RefSeq lists its product as uncharacterized. Lineage: Eukaryota; Fungi; Ascomycota; Pichiomycetes; Pichiales; Pichiaceae. Gene Ontology annotation, molecular function: oxidoreductase activity, acting on NAD(P)H. The record is from RefSeq and is a predicted model, not a curated record. The transcript has a single exon. The coding region runs from base 1 to 1050 and encodes 349 amino acids.